Molecule: messenger RNA, 1900 nt
Organism: Gorilla gorilla gorilla (western lowland gorilla)
Lineage: Eukaryota; Metazoa; Chordata; Mammalia; Primates; Hominidae
Gene: SLC25A20
Product: solute carrier family 25 member 20
Exons: 9
Coding region: 209-1114 (301 amino acids)
Biological process (GO): carnitine transmembrane transport; mitochondrial transport
Cellular component (GO): mitochondrial envelope
Molecular function (GO): O-acyl-L-carnitine transmembrane transporter activity
Source: RefSeq, a predicted model, not a curated record
GCCACGCCCAUCGAAGCGGGGCCGAGGCCGGAAGCAGCCCCGGGCGGAAGCCCUACCGUGCCAACUGGGCCCUCCUCCCGACCUGCCCCGGGCUCGUGCCCCGCCCACCCGAAAGUGGGUGAAAGGUCGGCGGCGCCGGCACUGCAGCUGGGGCUGAGAAGCCAGGACGGCCCGAGAACUGACAGACGGAGUGACAGACGGACUGACCAUGGCCGACCAGCCAAAACCCAUCAGCCCGCUCAAGAACCUGCUGGCCGGCGGCUUUGGCGGCGUGUGCCUGGUGUUCGUCGGUCACCCUCUGGACACGGUCAAGGUCCGACUGCAGACACAGCCACCGAGUUUGCCUGGACAGCCUCCCGUGUACUCUGGGACCUUUGACUGUUUCCGGAAGACUCUUUUUAGAGAGGGCAUCACGGGGCUAUAUCGGGGAAUGGCUGCCCCUAUCAUCGGGGUCACUCCCAUGUUUGCCGUGUGCUUCUUUGGGUUUGGUUUGGGGAAGAAACUACAACAGAAACACCCAGAAGAUGUGCUCAGCUAUCCCCAGCUUUUUGCAGCUGGGAUGUUAUCUGGCAUAUUCACCACAGGAAUCAUGACUCCUGGAGAACGGAUCAAGUGCUUAUUACAGAUUCAGGCUUCUUCAGGAGAAAGCAAGUACACUGGUACCUUGGACUGUGCAAAGAAGCUGUACCAGGAGUUUGGGAUCCGAGGCAUCUACAAAGGGACUGUGCUUACCCUUAUGCGAGAUGUCCCAGCUAGUGGAAUGUAUUUCAUGACAUAUGAAUGGCUGAAAAAUAUCUUCACUCCGGAGGGAAAGAGGGUCAGUGAGCUCAGUGCCCCUCGGAUCUUGGUGGCUGGGGGCAUUGCAGGGAUCUUCAACUGGGCUGUGGCAAUCCCCCCAGAUGUGCUCAAGUCUCGAUUCCAGACUGCACCUCCUGGGAAAUAUCCUAAUGGUUUCAGAGAUGUGCUGAGGGAGCUGAUCCGGGAUGAAGGAGUCACAUCCUUGUACAAAGGGUUCAAUGCAGUGAUGAUCCGAGCCUUCCCAGCCAAUGCGGCCUGUUUCCUUGGCUUUGAAGUUGCCAUGAAGUUCCUUAAUUGGGCCACCCCCAACUUGUGAGGCUGAAGGCUGCUCAAGUUCACUUCUGGAUGCUGGAAGCUGUCGCUGAGGAGGAGUAGUAGGCAGAACUAAGCAGUCUUGGAGGACAAGGGGAGGGGAAUGGUGAGAUCCGAGCCCUGUGCAUGGACUUGGUGAGACUGUUGCCUUAAUGACAUCCUGCACCUUGUAUAACUUAGUGUGUCAUUUUGAAACUUGAAUUCAUUCUUAUCAAUUUUAAGGGAUCUUAAAAGGAUUUGGAAAUGGAACAAGUAGCUUCCAGACCAGAUACUACCUGUGGCAAGAAUGCUGCCUACCAGUUAACUGCUGGUCCUACCACAGUCAAAGUAUUCCUCAUUAAAGAGAGAAUCUCAGGUUCUCACUGGAGGCACUGUGCAUAUUUUCAACCAGAUCACCAGGAGCUGAGAUCUUCUUCAGUCCCUAGCCAGGAAUACCCAUUUGAUUUCCAGGGUGCCAUCUAAUCCUGGGCUGUACAUGUGGAUAUGGACUUGAGGCCCACCUCUGUGUCCAAGUGGAUUGAGCAUAUAUGCCUAGGAGGAGAUAGACUGUUAAUCGUUAGAUUUUGAUUUUUUUUUUUUUUUACGCGUGCAAGUAAUCAAAAGUAAAACUGGAGUAGCCUAAUUUUCUGGGAGCAGGUGGAGAACUUUCCCUCCUACACAGUGAGGACAGUCCCAGUCUGCUGGGAUAAGUGAGAAAGCCCAGGGUGUAGGAAGGCCCUUUUUACAUACUCUUUUCUUAUGAGAGCUCACCAUUUUAACAAUAAACAAUAAACGUUGUUUCUAAUUUUUG